AUGCAGAGCUUCACAGCCGCUUCCCUCCCUACGUCAGGCCCUCUCGUCUUCUCCAUGCUCCCUCCCGACGCCAUGUUAGGAGCUCCUUCUCUCCCCAUCUCCUCUUCUGUCACCAUCCCCAACCUUCAGACGACCUCCACUUCCAUCUCCAUCCCCAUCUCAGGUCCAUCUACCGUCUCCGUUCCCAUUCCGCAAGCAGCUGGCUCUAUCUCUGUGCCGAAUCAAGUUGGAAUCGCACUCACCCCCGUCUCUCUUCAGUAUCCUGCCAGCCUCAUGAUGCCUGGCCCAGCUGUUGUGCAGCCAGUUCCUGAACAGAUUGAGCCGCUCUGCCCGCAGGAAAUCCCUGUAGAUCAUAUCGGCUUCAAAUUCGUGCUUACUAAGGACAGCGAGUUCCCCAAGACAGUGAGCAAUGAGAACGGACUCGAGAUCAAGCUAGACGACUUCCAGAUCAACAACAACCUUCGAACUGGUGAGUUCAGCGCAGCAAUCGGUUCUGCCAUUGCCAUGAUGUGCGAAACUACUGUUGAGAAGCUGAAUCUGCACUAUCUUGCUCCGGCUCCUGAAGUUCUGGACCCCAAGAAGGAUUCACAAAGCAUUUUGAACAUCGUGCAGAAGGCAUAUCCAAGCAUUCCGAGCGAAAUAGUCAACGACGAGUAUACUCCAGUUAAUUAUUACAUUCUGUGCAAUAUUCUCAACACCGAGAAAGUCAUCUCCGUUGAAGUCAUUGCCAAGCUCAACGACAAGACUCAUAUUGCUUUUAAGAACAUAAAGGAUGAAAAGCUCUUCAGGCAGAUUCAGGAAAUCAAAGGACUGGAGACUCUCAUCAAGAUCUAUCCUGCGGACUGCAAUCAUUUCCUUUGCUUAGAAUCAAAGGUCAAGAUGCAGCUAGCAAGCAACGCGUCCAACGUCACAGCAUACCUUAGGAGCAAGCUGGAAGAUUGCCAAGUAAAGUACGCAAAGUGUGAGGCUGCAUACGUCGACACUCGCAACAAAUAUCUCAAGGAGGAGCAAGCUUGGACUUCGAACACGAAAGAGGAAGGCAAUGCAGGGGAUGGAAAGCAGGAAGAGAGCUCGGAGCUGAUGAUCCCAAGUCUACUCGCCAAAUAUGAGACAGCCUUCAAGACAGAGGAGGCGAACCUCAGGAAUGUGAUGUCAGCUUUGAUCAUGUCACAGGGCCUCCAUGAAUCUUUGAGCGUCAAGGCAGACAAGGCAAGGGCAGUCAGCGGACUCAACUGCCCGAACUUCCUCGUCAAGAUCUUUUCGUGCGGGAACGGGUGUGGCUUCACAGGAGCGCUGGAGGACGUCGAUAUCCAUGAGGGGACUUGCCCUCUCAAGUUCACUUGCACCGUCUGCGGCACGCGCGGGUCGUCUCAGAGCGUCAGGACAUGCGAGCAGACGCACGCCAUGCAAGGGAUGACGCUUCAAUGGCAGCCGGCGCAAGUGCAGGCAUCCGGCGGCGGAGUUUGA
Messenger RNA from Guillardia theta CCMP2712, 1467 nucleotides. RefSeq lists its product as hypothetical. The record is from RefSeq and is a predicted model, not a curated record. NCBI's taxonomy places the organism in Eukaryota, Cryptophyceae, Pyrenomonadales, Geminigeraceae. The transcript has 3 exons. Bases 1 to 1467 code for a protein of 488 amino acids.